UUUCAAUUUCGCUUCACUGGUGCAAAGAUUACGGUAGACAACUUCUGCUUUGCUUUUCAAUCGUUUUCACGGUAAAUCGAGCGACAAAUGUGUUCAUGAGUCACCAAGUCAGUGAAAGGAAGACGAAGAAAAGCGACCAGGACGAGAGAGGGUCAGGUCAUGGCCGCAGGCUCCGAAGCCCACAUCGAUCUGACGCGAGCUGAAAAGUUAGCCUCAUCUCUGAGUGAAGCUCUGAGCUGUGGUGAUGGCGAGGAGGCGUCCAGACUGUCCAAGGAACUGGCAGAAGUGGGUCUCCCUGUGACAGUCAGCAUCCCGAGAGAGGUGUAUCCCCAUGAGUCCUUCAAGUUGUGGGUCGGCGUGGAGGAUGCUCAGUCGGAUCACUGCGUCCCAGUGUCCGUGGAAGUGUUGUCGAAAAUCACCAUAUUAGAGCUGAAAGAAAAGAUUCAUGACCUCUACAGGUUCCAUCCUGCACUCCAGCGCUGGGUGAUCGGGCGGCGCUUGGCCCGAGACCAUGAAACUUUGUACAGCCACGGUGUCCGAAGCUCCGACGACAAGGUGUACCUCUUCCUCCUGUCUGCCCAAACUGCUCACCUCACUCGACAGCAACAGAAGCAGGAGGAGGAGCAGCUGCGCAUUGAGGGCAUCAUGGAUUCUGUGAAGACAAUGGAACUUGUGCCCAGAGGAGGCAAUGAUGAACAAAUUGGUCAGACAAAACGUCCACGGAAUCCCAACCCUCCCCCCAAAAGGCUGACUCCAGAGCCUCCUGAACAGCCGGGCUGGGACUGUCCGGCAUGCACGUUUAAGAACAAGCCCUCACGACCCGGCUGCGAGAUGUGCAGCCAGAAUCGGCCAGACGACUACGAAAUCCCUGAUGUCUGGGAGCCUGAUGCGGAUGAGACGCUGCGUCUUGAAAAAGAGCAGCUGGACAUGCUGAUGUACGAGGAGUUCCAGAUGGAGGAGCGACACAGGAACUACAUGAACUUGCUAGCUACAGAUGAACAGGAUCUGAUCCCCAGCACAGAGGAGGUGAACUGUCCCGUUUGCUUCAGUGAUCUGGCACCAGGAGAGGGCGUUGUACUGCGGGAGUGUCUUCACACAUUCUGCAGGGAUUGUCUGAGAGGUACAAUACUCAACACUCAAGAUGCUGAGAUUUCCUGCCCCGACGAAUGCAACAGUAAGGUGUUGGACCGAGAGAUCGCAGCGCUGCUGACAGAAGAAGAGCACCAGCACUUUCUGGAUCUGCGUCUGAAUAUCGCCGAAAGCCGGUCAGACAGAAGCUUCCAUUGCAAGACGCCCAACUGUCGUGGAUGGUGCGUCUACGAGGAUGAAGUCAAUGAGUUCUACUGCCCGCUGUGUCAGGCGAUCAACUGCAUCCUCUGCAGGGCCAACCACAUGGGCAUGAACUGCAAAGAUUACCAAGACGACCUCCGUGUCCGAGCGGAGAACGACAAGGCGGCACAGCAAACCAAACAGAUGCUGGAGGAUCUGCUGAAGAACGGGGAGGCCAUGCAUUGUCCCAGGUGCGACGUCGUCGUCCAGAAAAAGGACGGGUGCGACUGGAUCUGCUGCGUGAUGUGCAAGACGGAGAUCUGCUGGGUCACCAAACAGGCCCGUUGGGGACCAAACGGGAAUGGAGACAUAUCCGGAGGCUGCAAGUGUCGAGUCAACAAUCAGCUUUGUCAUCCCAGGUGCCAAAACUGCCACUAAUAUUUUAUUACUUUAGCUUUAAAAAAAAAUAUUGCAUUGCAUCUCAAUUACAAGCACCAAUACAGAGAGGUGCUGAAGGUUUGGAGUUCCAAGAAUGUUGUGUGUUCCAUGACAGCACUUUAACUUUGAAGCUAGAUAUAACCCAAAAUCAUCACUGCAAAGCAGUCAACUGAAUAGGUGAAUCACGUGUACAUUAAUAUCCAAGUGGAGAACUCAUUUAACAUCUUUCAACAUAAUUGCUAGAAAACAAAAAGCAUUCAGAGAGUCAGUACACUCCUUUGGGUUCACAUUGUUCGCACAAAGCUCCUUCCUCCUCAGGGUGAUGAAUGAAUGAGACUCCAAAGUAACAUUCUUUUCUGUUUACAUGUUUGAAUACUGUGAAUCUUGUGGAGCUUCUAAGUCAUGAAGUGUAUGUGGGUCUGUGGAGUUUUUUUCUGUGGUGGCGGGUGCUAUAAAUUGGACUCAGUAAAGCUUUAACUUCACUUCCACGGAUGAGAUUUGCGUGUAUCUAUUGCUUGUUUGGGUAUCAAAUUCCUCUUGAUACUUGUGCUAUCUCACGUAGUCCAGUGUAGAAUACACAAGAGUCACUUUAAGUGAAGAACAGAUGAGCAGAGGACAGCUACAAGGGAAGUGAGCGAAAACCAAGUGUCGGUCAUUGGCACCGAUACGACUCUAAACAUCUGAAAAGAGAAUAUAUGUUUUAAAGUAAUAUUAAUAUUAUAAAUAUAAGGAGGAAUUAUCAAAGGCUUAGAUGCCAGUAUGCUAUCAAAGCUAGCAAUUUAUGCAAAACUAUUUUUUUUUCGUUGGAAAUGCCUGAUUUUUUUUAAACGUACUGCCAAUACAACAGUGUUGUUUUCUUAUAAUACACUCCUGGUGUGUUUGAAUGAUUGGAUGAGACGAAAAACCUGAGACAUCAGUCGAGCUGAUAAUAAA
Messenger RNA from Synchiropus splendidus (mandarinfish), 2640 nucleotides. RefSeq names its product RanBP-type and C3HC4-type zinc finger containing 1 (gene rbck1). Lineage: Eukaryota; Metazoa; Chordata; Actinopteri; Syngnathiformes; Callionymidae. The record is from RefSeq and is a predicted model, not a curated record. The transcript has 13 exons. Gene Ontology annotation, molecular function: ubiquitin binding; ubiquitin-protein transferase activity. Gene Ontology annotation, cellular component: LUBAC complex. The coding region runs from base 160 to 1707 and encodes 515 amino acids. Gene Ontology annotation, biological process: proteasome-mediated ubiquitin-dependent protein catabolic process; protein linear polyubiquitination; positive regulation of canonical NF-kappaB signal transduction.